AAAUGUGUUUCCGCUGACCUAAAGUUGUUUUGGAAGGAAAGCAAGAAGUGUGAAAACAAUCGAACCUUCAUGGAUUAAACACCAAACCGUUCUCAUCCUUGAUCGCCGUGGAAAUGUAAUUUAUUGUCACCACUAGUUUUUGAUCACUUGAAUGAAUGGGUUGGCGGAGCUGGCUUCGUCCCGCCUUAUUCUUUUCAUAUUUUCUAUUAUUGUGUGUCGCUCUCCCUCUCUCUGUUUGGGAGCUCCACAAACUAGAUGCCUCUACUCACGUCGAAGCUUGGUUCAUAGCAGGCUGUUUCGUGUUUCUAACAAUUCCCAUAUCACUAUGGGGGAUUGUUCAACACAUGGUUAACUACAACAAGCCCGAUCUUCAGCGUAGAAUAGUAAGAAUACUAUGGAUGGUUCCUAUUUACUCCAUUGACAGUUGGCUGGGUCUACGCUUUCCCAAAGCGGCCAUCUAUCUUGACUCUUUGCGUGAAUGCUAUGAAGCAUACGUCAUCUAUAAUUUCAUCACACUGCUCCUAGCUUUCCUUGCCAUGGAGUGCGAUCUUGACAUUGUCAUGAUGGGAAAACCCCCCAUUGCUCAUUUCUUCCCUUUCUGUGUGUUUGCACCAUGGAGAAUGAAUAGGAAGUUCAUUAGCAGAUGCAAGCAAGGUGUCCUGUCUUAUACUGUUAUCAGGAUUCUUACAACAUUAAUUGCAUUUUGUACUGAGCUUGCUGGGAAGUAUGAUGCAGGGAAUUUCAGCUUCAAGUCAGCAUGGUCUUACAUUGUUGUCAUAAACAACUGUUCUCAAGUGUGGGCCUUAUACUGUUUGGUACUUCUCUACAAAGCACUAAAGGAAGAACUUUCACCACUUGAACCCUUUGGCAAAUUCCUCUGUAUCAAACUUGUAGUCUUUGCGUCUUUCUGGCAAGGGGUUCUUAUUGCCAUUCUUGUCAAGAUUGGUGUAAUCUCUGAAAAGAAAACCUGGGUGUUCUACACUGUUGAGGACGUUGCUAAUGGAAUACAGAGUUUUAUCAUUUGCAUCGAGAUGCUGCUUUUUGCCGUCGCCCACUAUUACGUCUUUUCCCAUAAGCCAUACCUCGACACGAGCUCCCCACCCCCUCCCUGCUGCGCAUCGCUUGUCUCCAUGUGCGACGUCACGGACGUGAGGGAUGACGUCGCGGAACACGUCAGGACUGUGGGGAGUACCGUUAGGAGCACUGUUGUUCGUAACAAGAAGGCACCCGUGGGAGAGAAAGACAGGGAAUUUGUGGCUCGUAAUUCGCCGGACGAUUGUGAGAACACUCCAUUGUUAGACUCUGGCGAAACGGCGCACUUUUCCGAAUUGUAGGAAUCAAUGAAACUCCAUACUUUAAUUUGAAAUUAAGAAUAGUGCGAGAUAUUACUUUGAUCAAAGUCUUGUCUGUAA
Messenger RNA from Nematostella vectensis (starlet sea anemone), 1412 nucleotides. RefSeq names its product transmembrane protein 184C. Lineage: Eukaryota; Metazoa; Cnidaria; Anthozoa; Actiniaria; Edwardsiidae. The coding region runs from base 156 to 1334 and encodes 392 amino acids. The transcript has 9 exons. The record is from RefSeq and is a predicted model, not a curated record. Gene Ontology annotation, biological process: transport. Gene Ontology annotation, molecular function: transporter activity.